GAAACAAUGUAUAAUAUCCGUAGAAAAAAAAUUAUUCCAAAGUUUAACUUCACUGAGUAGAAUUCAACAAAAAUCAUAUUCGUGAAGUGCUUAUUCAAAACAAAUUUUUAAUUAUAUAUAAUUUACUUCCGUUUGUAUCGCAUAAAAACGUGAGAUUACCAUAUAUUUUAAUGAGAUUUUAAACCAGUUAGUGCGUAAUUAAAAAUAAUAUAUAAUAACAUAUCAGCACUUGUUACAGGAGGAGCUGAUGGUAUUGGACUUUCCCAUAUCGAAGCAUUAUUACAUAAAGGAUGGUGUCGUAAUAGCUGAUAUUAAUCAAGUAAAAGGGGAGGAUGAAACGAAGAGACUGGAAAAAAAAUUUGGGAAAAAUAGGGUGGUUUUUGUAAAAACCGACAUUGCUGAUAUUGAGAGUUUUGAAAACGCGUUCAAAGUGACCAUACGACAUUUCGGAAACAUUGAUAUUCUUAUUAACAACGCUGGUAUUUGUAAUGACUCGAUUUGGGAAAAAGAAAUAGAUAUAAAUUUAAAGGGUACUGUUAAUGGCAUGUUACUGGGUUUGGAAAAGUAUUUGAAACAAUUUAAACAAGGUAACGAGGCAGUUAUCUUGAAUACUUCGUCUGUAUGUUUGAUAGAAACUAUGAGCGUAUGGCCUGUGUACGUUUCAACCAAAUUUGGUAUUCUGGGAUUAACGAAAGAAUGGGGCAAUGACGUCCAUUAUGAUAGAACCAAAGUAAAAGUAGUGGCUAUUUGUCCUGGGCCGACGUACACUUCAAUCAGUACUGAUUUGGGACCAGGAGUAAUCAAUCAGGAAUAUGAAGAUAUACUUGCCUCUAUUUUGGAAGAAUUAACUAAUAGGAUUCAAAGCUCGGAUUUUGUAGCAAAAGAAGCUAUAAAAGUUAUAGAGCAAGCACCAAAUGGAAGCUUGUGGAUUAUAGAAGAAACUAAAGAAGCUUACCAAUUCAUUUUACCGUCAAAGAUCUAAUAAACUGACCUAUUGGCAAAGAAUAUUCUCAAUUGUGUGUCUUAUUGAAUAUAAAACGAAUAAAAUGUUUCAUUCUUUAAAUAAAACGAAUACAAUA
Molecule: messenger RNA, 1079 nt
Organism: Diorhabda carinulata
Lineage: Eukaryota; Metazoa; Arthropoda; Insecta; Coleoptera; Chrysomelidae
Product: 15-hydroxyprostaglandin dehydrogenase [NAD(+)]-like
Exons: 6
Coding region: 248-982 (244 amino acids)
Cellular component (GO): cytoplasm
Molecular function (GO): oxidoreductase activity, acting on the CH-OH group of donors, NAD or NADP as acceptor
Source: RefSeq, a predicted model, not a curated record